AUGUGGCGCCAUUUGGUCGCCACACUGGCGCUGCUGCACCAGUGCGACGCGUGGGGGUACUGCAACGACAAGGACAUCUCGUGCGCGAACUGGGCGAAGAACGGCGACUGCGACGGCGCCAACGGCGACACCGUCAAGGCCCUGUGCCCGCACUCGUGCGACCUGUGCUCGCACUACUGCCGCGACCUCUGGUCGGGCUGCGAGGGGUGGGCCAAGGGUGGGCAGUGCACGGAAAACCCCGGCUACAUGCUCAAAAACUGCCCGACCUCGUGCGGCGCCUGUAAGCCCAAGUGCUACGACAAGGACGACCAGUGCGGAAGCUGGGCGCGCUCGGGCGAGUGCAAGAAGAACCCGUCGAUCACGGCGACGUGCCCGGUGUCGUGCGGGAUCUGCACGAGCUCGUGCAUCGACGUCGACAACAACUGCCCGGGUUGGGCCGCCUCGGGCCAGUGCAGCGAGAACGAGGCCUUCGUGCUUGAGCGGUGCCCGUUCUCGUGCAACGUGUGCUCGGAGGCCGAGCACAAGACGAAGGAGUGUAAGGACCGCGACCGCAAGCAGUGCCUCAUCUGGGGCGACCACGAGUGCAAGGUGAACCCGGGCGCGGUGAUGCGCACGUGCCCCGACAUGUGCGGCAUCUGCACCCUCGCGUGCGAGGACAAGCAGAAUGACUGCCCCAACUGGGCCAAGGACGACGGCUGCAAGGAGAACGAGGAGUUCAUGAUGGAAAACUGCCCGCAGGCGUGCGCCACCAGCUUAUUCCAUGCGAAUGCCGCGUGCGGCACCUGCUCGAAGAUCCACCCGGCCGACCUGCCCGAGCCCGGCAAGGACGAGAUGUGAGCCGCGCCGCCGCCGCCGCAGCAGCAGCAGCCGCCGCAGCCGCCGCAGCCGCUCCAGCCGCCGCGGGGGGGAAGGGCGAGGGCUCGGCCGACCGCCGGCGCAGUGCGCGUGAGAGCGUGGUACGUGAGAGCGUGUCACGUUAGUGUCACGUGAUUGAGCGGAUGGCGUCGCGGCCGCAACGGCGCAACGGCGCGCGGCUUUCGUCGCGCCGGCCGCGGCGGCCGCGGGGCGCGCGCUGCCGCCGCCGUGGCGGCCCGUGCUCGGUCACGUGUAGGUCACGUGCUCCGUCUGAGCAGCGCGCCCCGCGCGUGGACGAGAGCGCGCCGUUGCAGCCGUUGCAGCCGUUGCAGCCGUUGCAGCCGUUGCAGCCGUUGCAGCCGUUGCAGCCUGGUUGCAGCCAGAGAUGUUUAGUGCACUACGUAAACCAGCCAGCUGGUUACUGUAGGCUAGGCUUGGAGCGCGGUAAAACCGACGUACCAGAUAGAGAUAGUGUUAGUGCUAAUAAAAUUUAGUUCUGUAUGGCUCCUGCCAGUGCACCAGACGGCUCGUUGUGCGAGUAUAUGGGACACGAU
Emiliania huxleyi CCMP1516 is the source of this 1409-nucleotide messenger RNA. RefSeq lists its product as hypothetical. Bases 1 to 837 code for a protein of 278 amino acids. The transcript has 2 exons. NCBI's taxonomy places the organism in Eukaryota, Haptophyta, Isochrysidales, Noelaerhabdaceae. The record is from RefSeq and is a predicted model, not a curated record.